This is a messenger RNA of Hyposmocoma kahamanoa, 1062 nucleotides long. It is a transcript of the gene Rpp30, whose product is annotated as ribonuclease P protein subunit p30. The transcript is spliced from 2 exons. Bases 61 to 831 code for a protein of 256 amino acids. Gene Ontology annotation, molecular function: RNA binding. Gene Ontology annotation, cellular component: nucleolar ribonuclease P complex. Gene Ontology annotation, biological process: tRNA processing. The record is from RefSeq and is a predicted model, not a curated record. NCBI's taxonomy places the organism in Eukaryota, Metazoa, Arthropoda, Insecta, Lepidoptera, Cosmopterigidae.
GCGCCCCCGCCGGCCCAUUGUGCCGUAACCGACCGACCGGACCAUUAGAAAGGUGCGAAAAUGUCGUGCAAAAAUUGGGGCUUUUGCGAUUUGUCGGUUAGCAGAAAUUAUGAUUUAAAAUAUUUGGAUCUGUUUGAGAAAUUUGGGUUUAAUACUAUAGCCCUUAACUCUCAUGUGGAGGAAUCCAGUGACGAGCCUAAGAAGAAGAAAAAGAAAGGAGAAAUGAAAGAAAAGAAAGACUACAUACCUGCUCCUGUCGACAUCCCAAAAGAAAUUGUGGCCUCUACUAAUCUAAAUAUUCUACAAAGGGUAACUAUAGAACUCUCUGAUGCAAGUUCUUCUUACAAACUUACUAAUUCAGAAAACCUCAAAAAAUAUGACAUCAUUGCUGUAGUACCUAAAACACUGCAAGCAUUUCAAUUUGUUUGUAAUACUAUGGACUUUGACAUAAUUACCUUUGAACCAGAGACACGACUUCCAUAUAAAAUAAGCCGAAAGUUGUACAGACUAGCUAUAGAAAGAGGUAUGUUCUUUGAACUUAUGUACGCUCCAGCAAUUAAAGAUUCUACAUCAAGAAAGAAUAUAAUAAGUACCGCACAUACAUACCACGCCAUAGGUAAAUCAAAGAAUAUCAUUUUAACUAGUAGUGCUGAAAAUAAUUUGCAAGUUAGAGAUGUACAUGAUGUUAUUAAUCUAGGCUUUAUUCUUGGUUUAAAUAACAACUAUUGCUUGGAAGUCAUACGGAAUAACUCCAGAAAGUUAAUUUUAAAAGCUGAAGGAAGACAGCGAGGAAAGUUUUAUUUGAAUGUGGAGAAUGAAAUAAAUGAAUAACAAAUUUUGUUUUGUCUUAUAAUUAAAAACUGAAUAGCCAUAUUGAUAGAUUAAAUUUAGAGCGUCAGAUAUGCCGUACGAAAUUUCAAUACUUAAUUCACCUUACUGUUAUGUCACACUAUUGAUAAUAUUGUUACACAGUGUUAUAGAAUGAUAACAGUUGCAUCAAUGCAAAUGGACCAUUGCUUUUUUGUUCUUUUGAAAAAAUUACAGUGUUCCGACAAUCUGUAC